GUUACACCAAACAGAAGCGGUGCGCUGGGCGGCGCCGACCUGUGGAGGACAAUGCGGCGGCAGCUAACGGCGGGACCUCGGCGGAGCGCCGGAUUGAAAGACAUGUAGCUGGGGGUCAACGUUCUUCAACCGAAGAGGAUUCAGGGUGGGUUUCAACUGGUGGCCGGAAAAUGAUUGACUCAGUGAAGCUCCGGAGAGAGAGUGCUGCAGAUUUCUUUUCUCAUUACGAAUAUCUUUGUGCACUUCAAGACUCUGUACCUUUGCCUGUUGUGAGAGCCACCCUGAGGCUGGGGGUGCUCGAUUUCAAUGCAGACCGCCUCAAGCUCCUGGACUGGGCCCCUUUGCUAAGCGCCCUUAGGAUAAAUAAAAAUUUGCCCUCUGUUGCCAUCAGGAGCUCAUAUCAACCAGGUUUUGGAGAUUCAGCUUCUGAUAGAUAUAAAGCCUAUUCUAAAAGGCGAAUUCCUACGAUUAGAUCCAAAGAAGUGACCAUCCAAUUAUGUAAAGCUAUUAAAGGCUGUUUAAGUAUAUCUACUGCUCUGAAGAACCUAGAGCUUCAGGGAAUAUAUUUAAGAGAACGAGAUUUAAUAUUGUUAACAAGGGGGUUGAAUAAAUCAGCAUCUUUGGUACAUCUGUCUUUAGCCUAUUGUCCAAUUGGAGAUGGAGGUUUGGAAACUAUCUGUCAAAGUGUUAAGACCUCAGUAACCCUCAAGACUAUAAACUUGUCAGGGUGUAAUCUGACUUGGCGUGGAGCAGAACAUCUGGCCAAUAUCUUAAAGUACCAGGCGAUAAGGAGGCAUGAAGAUGUGUGGGCUGAGAGUCUUCGAUAUCGGAACCCCGAUCUGGAUGGCAUGGCGGGCUUGCAACGCAUUUCACUCAACUGCAACACCCUUAUUGGCGAUCAGGGUGCCAGUGCUUUUGCAGAAUGUCUUCAUGACAGUUUGUGGCUGAGAGCACUUGAUCUGCAGCACUGUGGGAUUAGCGAUGAGGGAGCUCAAACUCUGCUAACUGCCCUGGAAGGAAAUACAACCAUGGUGGUUCUGGAUAUAAGAAAAAACCCACUCGUUGAUCAUUCUUUGAUAAAAGCAGUUAUUGACAGAGCUGUCCAGAAUGGAAACAGUGCUAAAUCAGAGUACAAGUGGUUAAGUUCUCCAACUUUAAAGGACCUUUUCAAAACUAAACAGAAAAAAAGAACUAUAAUUCUGGGAAGUGGUCGAAAAGGAAAAGCUACUAUUCGUAUUGGAGUAACAACAGUGAAACCUCUAGGUACAGGAAGAAAACUGUUAUGUAGUAAAGAUUCUUAUACUCCAGAGUCGUUACCACCUGGUACAUAUGGCUUCCUGCCCUGGCGUACUGCGGAACGUGCCAACAGGAGCAGGGGAUUUCCACUGAUUAAAACUCGAGAUUUACCUUGGCCAGUUCAGCAAAUGGAUUUUCCUGUGAAAGUAACUGUGGAGACCCCAUCAUGCUCAGAAACGGAAGAGUCAGAAGACACCAUUUUAGAAUCUCUUCCUGAAAAUACUAGCCUAACACCAUACAAAAUAAAUGAAAUACAGGAGAAGUUGGAAGAGUGCAUAGAGCAAUUAAAAGCAGAAAGAAUUAUGAGAGUCAAGGCUGACAAACGAGUAACUGAGCUGGAACUUGAAAAUUCCCAGUUGCGAAAUAUAAAUUUCUCUCUAUCUGAGGCUCUUCAUGCACAGUCACUGGCAACCAUGAUUUUGGAAGAUGAUGGUGUUUUGGGCAGUAUUGAGACAUCUUUUCAAAAGUUCCACGCCUUUUUGGAUCUCCUUAAAGAUGCUGGACUUGGGCAGCUUGCCACAGUCGCUGGUAUAAAUCAGUCGGAUUUUGAUUUCCUAGAUCAUCCCCAGAUGAACUCUACAAUUAAUGCUAUACUUAUAGAAGAUAAAAAGGGACUUGAAGAAAGACCAGAACUUAAUCAGAAUACCCUAGGACAAAUGCAUAGCAUGCAAUUUCAGAAAGUUAGUGGCGAUAUUAGAACUUCUUUGCCUCUUGACACCUUCCAGUUUCCAGUUUCUACUCAGGAGGCCUUAUCUUCUUCCAAAGAAGUUCGUGAAAUCAAGGGCUCUGAUCAUCAACAGGUUCCUCCUAAAGAAUUUGUCCCUGCACCAUCAUUAUCAUUUUUAGCAAAUGUUGUUGUUGAAGCUCAAAAUGAAAGAAAAGAAGAGGAGUCUUCCAGAAAUAGUAGAAAUUCCUCAGAGACAAGUGCCAGAAUGAGUGAACAUACCUCAAAACACUCUUCAAAGAAACAGUCCGAAAGUUGUUCUCAUUCCUCCUCUGAGAGCCUAAGCCAGAAAAGCAAAAGACAUGGGGAGCAUACCCCUUUGGCUCAUGAAAAAUUCAAACAUCUGGCUUCAAAAAGAUACAGUCUUGCUAGGAAAGAGACAGGAGAUAUGACAGUAAUAUCCAAGACAGAUAAAAGUAAAAACAAAACAUCAGAACAUUCUAAGAUUGAAACAGUAGUAUCUGAUCUUGAAAUUUCAGAAAGUAUCCAUUCUCUAUCAAGCGCAUGACUCAGGUCUAGAUAUUUGAAAUUAUGUCUUGCCUUAAAAAUUUCAAUAAACUUGGAAGCAUGGACCUGGAAA
Molecule: messenger RNA, 2600 nt
Organism: Vombatus ursinus (common wombat)
Lineage: Eukaryota; Metazoa; Chordata; Mammalia; Diprotodontia; Vombatidae
Product: centrosomal protein of 78 kDa-like
Exons: 16
Coding region: 171-2528 (785 amino acids)
Cellular component (GO): centrosome
Molecular function (GO): protein binding
Source: RefSeq, a predicted model, not a curated record